GUCUCUUACAGCAAACAUGGAGGUUUCUUCAAGAUUUUCGUCAGCAUGUUUCUCAUCCUCAUGCCUCCUUUCUAUUAUUAAUUUCUUGUGCUUCGGCUUACUGGCCUUUGCCAUCAACAAGAACAACGAUACAGAUCGACUUGCUUUGCUGGAACUCAAGUCCAAAAUAACAGACCCUUUAGGGGCCAUGAGCUCAUGGAAUAGCACCCUUCACUUCUGCCAAUGGCACCAUGUCACAUGUGGGCGUAGGCACCAGAGGGUCACAAUCUUAGAUCUCAACUCCCUCAAACUUUCAGGUUCGAUAUCUCCACACGUUGGUAAUUUGAGCUUUUUAAAGAAGUUGUCCCUUCAAAACAAUAGCUUCAGCCAUGAGAUUCCUACUGAGAUUGGCCGCUUGCGCAAACUGCAAAUAUUGUCUCUUUAUAAUAAUUCAUUUGCUGGUCAAAUUCCUGCUAGCAUAUCUAAUUGUUCUAACCUUGUUAUCUUCUUCUUGCAAAACAACAUUAAUCUGGUGGGAAGAAUACCUGUGGAGCUUGGUUCGUUGCUGAAGCUCAAAGAAAUCUCUUUAAGCAACAAUAAUUUAACAGGGACUCUCCCACCAUCUUUAGGCAAUAUUUCUUCACUUCAGCUAUUGCAUGCAAGGAAAAAUAAUUUGCAUGGGGCUGUCCCGGAUACGUUAGGCCAAUUGAUGAAUCUAAGUUCUUUAGCCUUGUCUGUAAAUCAGUUUUCUGGCACUAUCCCUCCCUCAUUCUUCAAUCUCUCUUUGAUUGAGUUGUUUGAAAUGGCAUACAACAAUUUUGAAGGCAGUCUUCCCUUGAGCUUAGGCGUCUCUCUUCCAAAUCUUCAAUUCUUCUUCUUUUCAGCUAACCAAUUUACAGGAUCUAUUCCGACAUCAAUUUCAAACGCCUCAAGUCUAGAAGUGCUUCAGUUGAGCGGAAAUAGUUUCACCGGAACAGUGCCUUCUCUUGAAAAGUUGCAUAGGCUUACGAAGUUGGUAGUUUCUGAAAAUAAUUUAGGAAGUGGGGAAGCUGAUGACCUGAAGUUUCUUUCUACUUUAACUAAUGCCACCAAUUUUCGGGGAUUUGGUUUAGAUCAAAAUAACUUUGGAGGGAAGCUGCCUGAAAAAUUAUGCAACUUUUCAAGAAAACUCCAGAAGAUUUACAUACAAGAAAAUCAAAUAUCUGGAAAUAUUCCCUCUAGCAUAAGUGAUUGUGUUUCAUUGGAAACUCUCAUUGCAGAUGAGAACAACCUGUCGGGUUCAAUACCUACUAGCAUGGGAAAGCUUCUAAAUCUGGGAGAAUUGUUUCUUCGUUAUAAUGAUUUCUCAGGAUUUAUUCCCUCAUCUGUAGGAAACAUGUCAAAUUUAAUUUACAUGGAUUUGUCUGAUAAUAAGCUUCAAGGCAUGAUCCCUUCAAGUCUUGGGUAUUGCAAAAAUUUGCUACAAUUAGGUCUUUCAAAUAACAAUCUUUCUGGUCCCAUACCUCCACAAAUUUUUGGAUCUUUCUCUUUAUCAUUGGGUCUUGACUUAUCCAAAAAUCAUUUAUCAGGCUCCAUUCCCCCAGAAGUGGGAAAUUCGAAAACUAUAGGAUAUUUAAGCCUUUCUGAGAACAGAAUUUCAGGAGGGAUUCCUAAUGCUCUUAGCAGUUGUACGAGUCUAGAAUUCCUGGACUUGGGUGCCAACUUGCUUCAAGGUUCUAUUCCUUCAAGUUUAAGUUCGCUAAGAAGCCUUCGAAGAUUAAACCUUUCUCGCAACAUGUUUUCAGGCAAGAUUCCAGAAUUCCUAAAGGGGUUUAGUUCAUUAGAGUUGCUGGAUUUGUCUCAUAAUGACUUUGAAGGUAUAGUACCAAAAGUAGGAGUUUUCAAGAACGUAACUGCCAUAUCUGUAGCAGGAAAUGAAAAUCUUUGCGGCGGUAUCCCUGAUUUGAGGCUACCUCCAUGUAAUGAGCUUCAGCAGUCAAAGAGGGGAUUGACUACACAAUUGAAGAUUAUAAUCUCAACAGCUUCUGCGAUUGUAGGUGCAAUACUUGUGAUGAUUGGUUUGAUUUUGUGCAUGUCAACAAAUAGAAAAAGGGAGUCUUUGUCAAAAUCUGAUCAUGGGAAUGAUCAUGAGCUUAUGAAGUUGUCUUAUCAAAGUCUUUUCAAAGCUACUAAUGGUUUCUCUUCAGAUAAUUUAAUUGGUUCAGGUAGCUCUGGUUCUGUAUAUAAAGGAAUUCUUGAUCCAGAGGGAAUUGUCAUAGCAGUAAAAGUGUUUAAGCUUACAAAUCAAGAAGCUUCAAAGAGUUUUACAGCCGAAUGUGAAGUUUUAAGGAAAGUUAGACAUCGAAAUCUUGUCAAAGUGUUCACUGCUUGUUCCAGUGUAGAUUAUCAUGGGAAUGAUUUCAAAGCUUUGGUUUAUGAGUUCAUGGUCAAUGGGAGCUUAAAUGACUGGUUGCAUCCAACUCUUGAAUUAGAAGAAGCACCAAGGACUCUAAAUGUUAUCCAAAAGCUGAACAUUGCCAUUGAUAUUGCUUGUGCAUUAGAAUAUCUUCAACAUCAUUGCGGAACGCCAAUCAUUCACUGUGAUCUAAAACCAAGCAAUAUCCUUCUCAACGAAGAAAUGACUGCACUUGUAUGUGAUUUCGGAUUAGUCAAGUUCACCUCUGAUUGUUCUACAGAUCAAUCCAGUUCUAUUGGAGUAAGAGGAACUAUCGGUUAUUGUCCUCCAGAGUAUGGCAUGGGCAGCCCAGCAUCAACAUCAGGUGACAUUUUUAGCUUUGGCAUACUCUUAUUGGAGAUGUUUACCGGAAGGAGGCCGACCGAUCAUAUGUUUCAAAAGGAAAUGAGCCUUUGCAAUUUUGUUAAGAGAGCUUUGCCUGAACAAGUGAUGCAAAUUCUAGAUCCCAAUAACAACCUUCCUCAGAUGCAACCCAAGGCAAAUGCAACUUCAGUUCUUGACAACCUUAGUCUUGGGAAGAUGAGAAAUAACAUGUUUAUUGAGUGCUUGAUUUCAAUAUUUGAAAUUGGAAUCUCUUGUUCUACUGAAUUACCACAAGAGCGUAUGGUUAUUGGUGAUGUUGUUUCUCAACUGUCUUCUAUCCGAGACAAUCUCUUAGGGACUCAAUUGCCAUAGAAGAA
This is a messenger RNA of Manihot esculenta (cassava), 3114 nucleotides long. Its product is annotated as probable LRR receptor-like serine/threonine-protein kinase At3g47570. Lineage: Eukaryota; Viridiplantae; Streptophyta; Magnoliopsida; Malpighiales; Euphorbiaceae. The coding region runs from base 17 to 3109 and encodes 1030 amino acids. The record is from RefSeq and is a predicted model, not a curated record. Gene Ontology annotation, cellular component: plasma membrane. Gene Ontology annotation, molecular function: protein kinase activity; protein binding; ATP binding. Gene Ontology annotation, biological process: hormone-mediated signaling pathway; protein phosphorylation. The transcript is spliced from 2 exons.